Daktulosphaira vitifoliae (grape phylloxera) is the source of this 2075-nucleotide messenger RNA. RefSeq names its product glutathione hydrolase 7-like. Gene Ontology annotation, cellular component: plasma membrane. Lineage: Eukaryota; Metazoa; Arthropoda; Insecta; Hemiptera; Phylloxeridae. The record is from RefSeq and is a predicted model, not a curated record. Gene Ontology annotation, molecular function: glutathione gamma-glutamate hydrolase. The transcript is spliced from 10 exons. Gene Ontology annotation, biological process: glutathione catabolic process. Bases 432 to 1916 code for a protein of 494 amino acids.
AUAAUUUUGUGCAUAAUAAAGCACUUCUAAUUAUCAAGGAUACUGAAUAUAUUUUUCCAUUAUAAAUAAAAUUCUAUCGGUGAUUUUCAAAAAAAAGUUACAUAAAUAAAUGAUAAUAUUAUCUACUAUUAAUACGAUAGAAAUUCUGACCCAUAUUAAUUUUAUUUAACUCAAAUUACGUUUGGACCACUGCACUGGAUCUGGAGUGAAUGCAUAUCACAACGUUGCUGACAUACCUAUACCAUUUUUAAUUAUUAUUAUACCUUAUUACAUUUAUAUAUAUUGAUAAAAAAAAACUGCAACUAACGUUUAAAUAUCUUGGGAUAAUAGCCGACUAUUUUCAAAGAGUAUAACAAAUGUUUUUAAACAGAUUCCAGGGUUCAUUUUCAAUUUUAGAAAUUUACCUAUAUUAAAUUAAAUUUUGAUUAAUAAUGGAUGACGACGCAAUUGACAAGUUUACGGGACAAUCGUUUUAUGAUGGUAAUGAAAAAACACCUUUGUACAGUAAAGACAAGAAUGAGAAAACUACAUUAAAUUUAAUCGUAGCUUUUUGUAUUGUGUUUUGUAUUGUUAUUCUAAUUGUUUUAUUGAUCCAUAUUCAUCUUGGUUCACAUCAAUUAACACCUCAUGGAAGUGUGGCUAGUGAUGAUGCUGAAUGUAGUCAACAUGGUGUCGAAAUAUUAAAAUUGGGUGGAAAUUCUGUAGAUGCAGCUAUUACAACUGCUUUGUGCUCAUCUGUUGCUUUUCCUCAUCUUUCAGGUCUAGGAGGAAAUGGUGUAAUGUUAAUCUAUGACCAUCGCACUGGAAAAGGAAAUGUAGUUGAUUUUUUAGCUACACAAAGCUCUCAUCCUUCUAUUGGAAUUCCUGGCUUUUUGGCAGGACUAUAUUAUUCUCAUUCUAAAUAUGGAAAGCUUUCCUGGAAAACACUGGUUCAACCUUCCAUAGAGCUUGCUAAAAAUGGUAUUAAAGUAACAGAAAGUUUACUUGAAUCAAUAAACCAACAAACUUUGGAAUCAUUUAAAGACGAUGCUUUAAAAAAAUGGCUUACUAUUGUAACUACUUGUAAACCUGGUGAAAUAAUUAAAGCACCAGAUGGUCUUUUAAAUACAUUAAUUUUGAUUUCUACACAUGGCCCAAAUGCUUUUUAUAAAACCAUGAGCAAUGAACUGUCCUAUUUAGUAAAUUCAAAUGAAAUACAAAGCUACAAAGUCUUAGAUUAUCCAACUAUUCAGCAAGGCUAUAUGAGUUAUAAUAUUAUAACUUCAUCGAAAGGUACUGGUGGACCAAUCUUUUUUGAAAUAUUAAGUACAUUAAAUAAUACGAAUAAUGAAGAUAUUGUUGUAUCAAUAGCUAAUAAUUUUAAGGGUUUUGAUGAUACAUGGUUUGAAAAUACUGGAUUGCAAAUUUCUACUACAGAUAUUAAUGACUUAUACGUAACAACUAUUAAUGGUCUUGGUGCAAUUUUUGGUUCUGGUAUUCUUACAUCUUCAGGUUAUAUAUUAAACAAUGCAUUGGAAAUUUCUAUUGAUUACGAAAAAGAUAAUUCAACUAGACCUACUUCAUUAUUUUUACCAUUUAUAGUUGUUGAAAAGGAUAGAAUAUGUGGCAGGAGAUUAAUAUCAGGAUCAGCAGAUGUUCGUGAUGGAGCUCAAAUACUGUUGCAAUUAUUGAAAAUUAAUCCUCAAAAUAUAGUAGAUAUAAAUUCAACACCACGUGUUCGAUUAAAUGGUAAUAAUGUUGGACUAGAGUUUCCAAAUAGUUUUCCUAAAAAACUGGAAAGUUUAUUAAGUUAUGCUGGUUUUAAUAUAUCUGAAGCUUUUUUACCUUAUCCAACUUCAAAUUUAAUUCAAAAAAUAGAAGAUUUAUCAUUUGGUUUAUCAGAUUCAAGAGGAUCAGGUAUUUCUUAUACCAUUUAGAUUUUAGUUGUGACCAUUGUGAUAAUUCUUAAAUUUCAAUUAAAAUUUUGUAUUUAAAAUAUUUUUUUUUAUUUUAAGUUUUAAUGAUUUAUAUUUUUAUAAUAAAAAUGUAUAAAUAAAUAAAUAUAAAUAUGUAUAAUUUUUUUAUAUUUAGUUGAU